UUGCCUCCAGUUAGCCUCUUAUACUCUUUUUUCAUUAGCACCCUCCAAUGGCUAUCUUAACCCAAACCAAGUUCCUCCCAAGUCCCAAAAACCAACUCCACACUUCCCACACUCCAAUCCUCCGCACUCGAGUGCAUUGCUCCGCCACCAACACCACUACCAAGGCGAACCCCAGCCCGGAAAAGCUAGUCAUCAAACCGCCACUACAGUGGCUCGAGCCCUCACCCUCACCCUCACCCUCACCCUCACCCGCCCUACUCAGAGACACUCACACCACCAUCCGUCCUCCACGACCCAAUGACCCAAGUUUGCUAUCCACAUGGUCUCACCGUACAUGGGUGGCAAGUGGGUGCACUACUGUCCUUGUUUCUCUAGCCAAGUCCAUAACUUGUGCAGCUGAUUCACACAUAUGGCUCGAGCCCAUUUUGGCAGGCUUGGUUGGGUAUGUGCUGGCAGACCUUGGGUCCGGAGUGUACCAUUGGGGCAUUGACAAUUAUGGCGAUGCCUCGACUCCAAUUUUUGGCGUCCAGAUCGAAGCGUUCCAAGGCCAUCAUAAGUGGCCUUGGACAAUCACUAAGCGACAAUUUGCCAACAAUUUACAUGCCUUAGCUCGCGUGGUGACUUUCAUUGUGCUUCCUAUAAACCUUGUGUGUGAUGAUCCGGUUGUUAAUGGGUUUGUUGCAAUGUGCUCCGGCUCCAUUAUGUUUAGCCAACAGUUUCAUGCUUGGGCUCACGGCACUAAAAGCCGCCUGCCACCGCUCGUGGUGGCGUUGCAAGAUUUAGGAGUCUUGGUAUCCCGGUCGCAACAUGCAGCACACCAUCGGCAGCCUUAUAACAACAAUUACUGCAUUGUAAGUGGGAUUUGGAAUGAGCUUUUGGAUCAGCACAAGGUUUUCGAGGCAUUGGAGAUGAUCUUGUAUUUUAACCUAGGGUUAAGACCCAGGUCUUGGAGUGAGCCUACCUCUGAAUGGACUGAAGAAAUUGAGACUGCUUCACAACUUCCAGCCCAAUGAACCUUUUUGUUCUUUUGGGGAUUUUAAUUAAAGCGGGUGAUUUCCACACUCACAUUUUCAAUUCCAACAGUCCUCGAUUCUAUCUACCCAGUACAUUGAAUAAUUCAUAGGAGAAUGAACGACGGAACUAAAGAGAGGAGUGUCGGAGGUGAAUAGGGAAGGGCAGAAAGUGCGGAAAUCACUUCCCGUAAUUGAUUACCCACCAUUUCUUCAGUUCACAGAAUUAUUUACUCACUGCAUAUGUAUAAUGCAGUAUUUCUUUCAAAAGAUUAGUUGAUGUCUAUGUAUGUGAUCACCAGUUAUUGUAUCAGCUUCAUCUAGUUCAA
Messenger RNA from Malus domestica (apple), 1339 nucleotides. Its product is annotated as fatty acid desaturase 4, chloroplastic-like. The record is from RefSeq and is a predicted model, not a curated record. Lineage: Eukaryota; Viridiplantae; Streptophyta; Magnoliopsida; Rosales; Rosaceae.